Messenger RNA from Seminavis robusta, 489 nucleotides. The record is from the annotation of a GenBank genome assembly. Lineage: Eukaryota; Bacillariophyta; Bacillariophyceae; Naviculales; Naviculaceae.
AUGACAACAACACCCACAAGCGAAGCUGUUUUCCUGUGGAUCAGUGGUCAGAGUGGAGCAGGGAAAACGACACUUGGUACCAAUUUGUCCGACCACUAUGGUUUGGUGCAUUUUGAUGGAGACGUCUUCUACCAAGGUGUCGAUCCCAUUGCCGACGCAGGCGUCUACAAGCAACACACAGACCGACCAGAAGAACUCAAGCAAAAAUGGUCGCUGGUGUCCGAGAACUUUGGGGCAUUGUUUACGGGUGCACUGGUCCCAAUAGAGGAUUGGGCUGAUUCCAUGGAGUGUUUAGUCCAAGCGGUAGCCGAGGCCGUGUUGAAGCAACCAAAUCCCAUUCGAUUCGCCGUCAGUUUUGCCGUUUACCCACGUUCGGUUCGCCAAUGGAUCGAAGAGCGACUGCUGUCCUUGACGGGGAAACAGAUCCAAUUUGUGGUCUUGUACGAUGCCGAAAAAGCAGCACCCAGACGCAAACUGGAACAAACAAAA